AUGGAAGGAAUGGGUAGGACUUUCCCCAUCGAUCCAGAUGAAAUAUGUAUUUGGGAUCUAAUUGAGUUAGGUAGAAAGUGUGGUAAUUACACUGACCAAGUUACAUUAUUCUACCUAGUUCCUGGGAAUGGUUUUUCACCAACCUUCAACAAUAUCUUCAACUUGGAAGUGGAACUGGCCAUCUUGAAUGGAGUUGCAAGUGUACUGCCAGAUGCAGAGCAUAGACAUUGUGCAAGGCACAUGUUUGCUCUAUGGCACAAGUCCUUUAGAGGGGAUGAGAUGAAACUGUUGUUUUGGAAAAUAGCUAAGGCAUAUAAUGUUGCUGACUACAAUGAUGGACUAGAGGAAUUGGCUAAGUUAAACCCAGAUGCAACUACUGCAUUCAAGGCAUACAACCCUAAAUGCUUCUGUAGGGCUUUCUUAGAUACUAGUGUGAAGACAGAUGCCAUAACUAGUAAUAUGGCUGAGACUUUUAACGGUUACAUCAUAAAUGCUAGGACAAAGCAUCUCAUAUAUAUGUUAGAGGAUAUAAGAGUUGCUUUAAUGCAAAGAUUAGUCUUGAAAAGACAAGAAAUGACCAAGUGUACUUCAGUGCUUUGUUCUAGGAUCCAAGCCAAGUUAGAUGUGGAGAAAAUUAAGGCUGCUAAUUGUGAUGUGUUGCCAUCAACAGAUACUUUGUUCAAUGUGCAGUAUUACCUUGAUAAGUUGAAUGUGGAUUUGGAAUCCAAGACUUGUACAUGCAGAAAAUGGGAUAUGUUAGGCAUCCCUUGCAGGCAUGCCAUAGCUUGCAUCUAUUUUGUUCACAAAGAAGCUGAGGACUUUGUGCAUGGCUGUUACAAGAGAGAGGUCUAUUUAAGGGAAUAUGCUGGUUCCAUACCUCCUGUGGAAGGUGAGAAACACUGGCCUAGGAUAGAAAGCAAUAUCAGCCCACCUCCAAUUAAAAUUGGACCUGGCAGACCUAGGUUGAACAAGAGAAAGGACCCAUUUGAAGACCCUAAAAAGCCUGGUAAGCUUACUAGGCAUGGUAUGGAGAUGACAUGCAGUCUCUCCCAUACCAAGGGCCAUAACAAACGAAGGUGCCCCAAUAGAGACACUGCUUCAGGUGUUGUGCGUCCACCAAAAAAGGCUAAGGGGAGACCAAAAAAUGAUGGACCAAGCACUGCUUCAACAUCAGAUGCUGCACACUUGGAUUCUACAGCACAACCAUCAAGAUUAGGAAGAGGUGGGAGAAUGAUUAGAGGUGGAAGAGGUUCUAGAGGGGGUGGGAGAGGCAGAGGAGGAAGGAGGGGAGGUACCGAUGGGGAUGACGCCAUGGCUUAG
Molecule: messenger RNA, 1320 nt
Organism: Beta vulgaris subsp. vulgaris (sugar beet)
Lineage: Eukaryota; Viridiplantae; Streptophyta; Magnoliopsida; Caryophyllales; Amaranthaceae
Exons: 3
Coding region: 1-1320 (439 amino acids)
Molecular function (GO): zinc ion binding
Source: RefSeq, a predicted model, not a curated record